GGUAGCCAAGACGAUGGCUGGCAGCUCGAUCCGGACAAGCUCGAGCUCACGGCGGACGCCAACGCGGUCGAUGCGGCAACGCCAGUCGAUGUCGCUCACGCAUCUCACGGAACGCUACACGAUGCGCGAAGCCCAUGACGACGACGACGACGACGACGUGGUCGAGCGCGUCACCGAACCUGGACGCGACGAGAUAAAAAAGAACCCGACGUUGCGGACGUACCGAGGGUGCGCGCGGUGGAAGGCGCGGAUUCGGCGCUUCAUGGACGAGCCAACGAGCAGCGUUCGUGCGCAGAUCUACAGCUACGUUAUGAUCCUUAACAUCAUGGGCAACUUCAUGCCGUGGAUGAUCGAGACGCUCGACGGACCCAACCACACACCGGGCGACCCUGGCACGUGCAUCGACUGCGGCUACCCGUGGCUCUUUACGGCGCGAACGUACUUUUACUGGAACUUGGUCUACACCGUCGUCUUCAGCGUCGAGUUUCUCGCGCGCUGGGCCGCGUGCAAAAGCCAACGCCACUACUGGCGGCGCGCGCGAACGAUUCUCGACGUCCUCGCACUUGUGCCGAGCUACCUCCUCAUCUACAACAAGUACACGGAUACGCCCGAGUCCGCGUACCAGCCGUACUUUAAUAUGCUGCGCAUGGGCCGCAACGCGCGCAUUGCCCACAUGCUUCGCGACGUGCCUGGGAUCCGCAUUUUGGCCAUUACGAUCAAGCAGUGCAAGGCGCCGUUGCAAGUCACGGGCUAUUUCCUUGUGACGGUCAUCAUGUUGUUUGCCACUGCCUUGUACUAUGCGCAGCCGUGCUACGAUGUCGAGACGUGUGAAUUCACCGACGUUUUCAACGCCGCGUACUUUAUGAUGGUCACUGUCGCGACGGUCGGGUACGGCGACCAAACGGUUGAUGUCGACAACGUCGUCGCGCUCCUCAUCGACUGCAACGCCAUGAUCUUUGGCGCGCUGUACCUUGCGAUGCCCUUUGCGAUCAUUGGCGUGCGCUACCAAGUCGCGUGGCACCGCCACGAGGUCCGCGCGCGGCGACGGCUCAAGCACCAAGACUCGAAUCUUACUGUGAGCAUCCGGCCGAUCCCAAGCGUGACGCUGAACACGUACGCGCACAAGGCGACGCGUCAUUAUCUGGACCUGUGCACCGAGGUCGCCUUCUUUAGCCACCAAAUCGACUCACUCCUUCGCUUUGUACCUCACGAUGUCAUUCAUGGUGUGGACCGGAAAGAACACCACGAGCUGCUCGUCCAGAUGGUGGCCCACGCCAAAGCUGUCAUGGUGCUCUUCCAUCACAACCUUCAAGACAUCAAAGCGUUUGAGCCGAAACCACCGAUAGCAGUGAAUACCAAGCCCCUCGGCCGCAAGUCCAUAGCUCCAACGGCGCUCCUGCAGAGCGUUUUGCAGCUCAACAUUGUGACGCAAAAGAAGCACGAACUCGUACUUGGGACGUGGCGCUACACGCUCGCGCAGUGGCUCAAGCACCCCGACGAUUCCCGCGCGGGCCGGUACUUGCACCAGUGUUUCUUCCUCUUUGCUCUCGCCAGUGUUCUCUUGUUUUACGCCGAGACAACGCCCGAGCUGCAGAGCUACGGGCCACUGUCGCCGCUCUGCCAACGAGCGUUUGCGACGUACUGCGCGCAGUCCGAGAACCCAUGGACCGACCCGGGCUGCUACGUGCACGAUGCCAGCGGCGGCUUACGGUCGCCGUUGACAAUGCUCAACUUUUACUGCGACACGCCAUCCGCCGCCGACUCGUGCUUUGGGUACGGAGCCAACUAUGGCCGCAACAGCUCGGGGUGCAGCACCUUGUUUCGAGAUGUCAAGCGGCUCUGUAAUCUCCGGCAGUGCCAGUCGGGGCACACGCCCGUGCUCGACAUGACGCCGCACUGGAUCUACUUGGAGUGGCUUUUUGGCAUCGUCUUCUCGAUCGAGCUCGCCUUGCGGUAUGUCGUCGCCGAGGACAAGCGCGCGUAUCUCAUCGCUGGCGACACGGCCAUCGACGUGCUCUCCGUGGUGCCAUUCUACGCCGAAGCACUCCAAGGAUUCGUUGCGGGUCAUGAUCCAAUCUACGCCGUUGUGCCGACCUUUCCGACCGCUGCGUCCAUUUUGCCCAUUUGCAAGACGCUGCGCGUGCUCAAACUCACGCGGCAUUUUCGGGCCACGACGGUCCUCGCACAAACCGCGAUUCUCUGCUGGCGCCGCCUUUUGAUUCCCCUCUUCUUCCUCUUCCUCUCGUGCGUUGCGACGGCAGCGCUAUUUUACGAGAUCGAGCGCGGCACACAGUGCUUUGUCGGCCUUCCGUGCAUGUGGUGGGGCCAACAGCUCUGGACAAAAGAGCUCGAAAACGGGCUGCCGCAUCUCAAGCGCGCGCAGAUCCAAGUCAGCAAGUACACGAUCAUUACGGACAUGCUCCGGUCCACAUACUACUCGAUUGUCACCUUUACAGCGGUCGGGUACGGCGACCUGAAGGUCCGCACUCCGUUUGGCAAGUUUCUCGACAUUUUGGUCAUGCUCUUUGGCUCGUGUUACACGGCGAUGCCGCUCUCCCUUGUCGGCGGUCAAUUCUACGCGUGCUACGAGCUCUACUUGCUCGAGCAGACGGGCGAGGACACGACCAAUGGCGAGGCCGGGCCGCGCGAAGACCACAUCCCCAAGCACCUCGUUUUGUCGCCAACCGAAGUCGAGACGCUCCGCAACUGCAACGUGCUCGUGAUCCUCCUCGAUGAAAUGAUCCACAACAUCCACCGGCUCAACGACCUCACGCCGCACGCGAGCUUCCUCGAGGUCGUUCCUAUCGAGCGCACGGGCCAUCGAAGCAGCACCCAAGGCACGCGCAAGAGCAUGAACGAGUCGAUCGAGCUCGUGCGCCGACGCGCGUCCGUGAGUCAGCAGAUUGCGCGGGUCUUGCCAGGUCGGCGGUCCGUCACGGAUGUGUACGCGCCGACCGAGCUCGAGCGCACCCACGAGUACGUCCGAGUCCGCGGGCACCUUCGAGACGCCUCGCACCUCUUGACGACGAUCUUCUUUCAAUUUACAAGUCUCGUCGAGAAAAUCGCCGAAGCGACGCAUAGCGAGUCGUACACGGAGUUUUAGCCGCCAAAAUCAAGUCGUCAUUCGUGAUCGCGAGCCACUCAGCGGCAUGCCAUCCGAACCGGUUGGUGGCUGCACCCCUAAAGCCACGAACGCUCUAGCUCGGCAAUGACGUUGGCAACGUACCAGAAUUCGGCGACAGCUCAAACGCAACAUGAUCAAUACUCGAACGAACAGCGCUUGAUUACGAGCUUUAAAGGUGAAGAGAAAUGCCGUCGACAAUCACA
Molecule: messenger RNA, 3327 nt
Organism: Saprolegnia parasitica CBS 223.65
Lineage: Eukaryota; Oomycota; Saprolegniomycetes; Saprolegniales; Saprolegniaceae
Exons: 13
Coding region: 14-3103 (1029 amino acids)
Biological process (GO): potassium ion transmembrane transport
Cellular component (GO): membrane
Molecular function (GO): voltage-gated potassium channel activity
Source: RefSeq, a predicted model, not a curated record